Molecule: messenger RNA, 201 nt
Organism: Phytophthora megakarya
Lineage: Eukaryota; Oomycota; Peronosporomycetes; Peronosporales; Peronosporaceae
Source: the annotation of a GenBank genome assembly
AUGACCAUUACGACGCCUAUCCAGAUGUACAUUGCCGACAUAGACCAACGUGACUGGGACCAAUACACGGAGCGACUGACGUACGCGCUUAACACGGCUCACGACCAAACGCGGGACGAACCCCCGUUCUUCCACGUGCACGGAUGGAAUCCGCGGUCUACGCUGGAAGCGACGCUAGUGGUGGGCAACACAUCGCACUGA